CUACCAAGCAUUUGUCAAAUUGAGAACGCAGUGUGUGAAAAUGGAGUGAAAAAUAUCAAAUAAAUGGGAAAUAAAUGAGGAAAAUCCAAUGAAAAUUGUGUAAAAAUAAAGAAAAAUAUCCACUUCAACGUCUCAAAUAGAAAUUCAAAGGAAAAUCGAAUAAUUUUAAAGGAAAAACAUAAUUAUUUGUGGCUGAAAAUUUCGUCACAUUUUAAGAGGAAGAAGAAGAAGCAUUAUCAAGGCAACAAGAAGAAGAAAAGAACACAACAAACACAGUAAACAAUGGGCAGAAAAUGCUGUAUUGCCGGGUGCACUUCCACAUCACGCUUGCCGGAACACCAUGGAGUCACAUAUCAUUCUUUCCCAGCAGAUGAAAACACCCGCUCCAUUUGGAUAAAGAACACCAAAAUCAACUCAGAUCGCCAAAUUACAAAAAGUGUUUUGGUCUGUUCCAGACAUUUCCGCAGGGCAGAUUUUCAACCUCAACGCAGUGGAAAAUAUCUGUUGAAGCAGAAAGUAUUUCCCACCGUUUUUCCAUGGGGCAAAGUCGAUGCCGCUCAAAUUGAGGAAGAUUUGGAAUUUCUCAAUUCAGCCACACCAAGUGUUCCACCAACAGCUGUGCUCACGGCCUCUGCUGAUUCCGUGGAUGAAGAUACCAAAGCCACUGUUGCGGCCACUGUCGCUCAGAUAAUGGCCCAGACGGCAGAGCUAAAUGCCGCCGCAGCAGCAUUGAAAAAUGAAAAACCUGGCGAAAAUUUAGACGACUCCACACAUGAUUUAGGAGUUGUAGCAUCGCCGGGUGUAAAAUAUGAACCAGUUACAUCCUUUAAUCCCGGAGCACGUCUUGAAGCUCAAGAUUUUGAAGGUGUUUGGCAUUCGGCCCGCAUCGUAGAGGUGGAUAAUGAUGAUCGUGAGGUUUUGAUAAAAUUUGAAAAAACUGGAAAGGUGAAAUCAACCAUUGUGGGAACCGAAGAAUGGAUUCCUAUGAAUUCAUCACGUUUACGCCAGAAAAUCUCCACAAAACCAAUACCGGUAUUCACUUUGGAAGAGAAAUGUUUGGCUCGUUGGUCUGGGCCGCGUAAAUUCCCCGGCACGGUAAAGAAAAUUCUGGGAAAUGACACGUAUGAGGUUCUAUUCGAUGAUGGUUAUGUGAAAAAUGUUCGGGCCAUUCAUAUGAAUAAGAUUUUGAAUGAAGUCCAAGAGCCCUUGGCAGUAACGGUGCCAGAGUUGGUUGGAGGCGAAACCACUUUGCAACCAUCACCCUCAACACCUUUGCCGGCAGCUGCAGCUUCACCUUCACCUGGUGUAAAACGGGCCUCCACAACUCCAGCGGAUGGCUCCAAGCCAAAGAAAAGGGCUGGAAGUGCGGGACGCAAAGAUUGGCCUUUAUUGGAUUUAUCAAAAUUGGAUAUACCUUCCCUGAAUCUCCCCGAAAUACCCAGGGAUGGUGAGUGGACCUGCCAUUGGGUAAAUGAUCAACCCAUAGGCCGUGAAGGUUUUCUCAUUGUGGGUGAGCAUCGCAAACCCACGGUCAUUGUAGAAGAUUGGCGCCUCCCAGAGGGUUGGGUAAAACACAUGUAUCAACGUUCCAAUGUUCUGGGCAAAUGGGAUGUUAUUCUUGUCAGUCCAUUGGGAAAACGUUUUCGUUCAAAGGCCGAUCUCAAAACAUUUCUGGAAGAACAGGGUCAGGUCUAUAAUCCUGAUAUAUAUGACUUUAGUAUACAUAGACGUAGGGCCAAGGAUAUCAAUUGUUAUGUCUACACUCCGGGCUAUGUGCCACAGCAACCACCCAAACCAAAAUCAUCAUUGAAUUUCGAUGUCCCUGUGGAGAAUAAACCAUUAUCGACGCUAGAGCCUUUGGGGACCUCAGCCCCCUCACCAUAUAUGGAAACUCCCGUGGCAGAGCCAUUGCCACCAAUUGAGUUGCUGACAUCAACAAGUUCAGCGGCGGAUGAUAAAAGUGUGACCCAGGUUGGUGCUGAGGUACCAAAACAAUUAUUGGAAUCCGCUGAGAUGAGCUCUACACCUACUCCCACAAAUACACCCACAGUCGAUUUGAAAGAGGAAAUUGUAAGUGCAACUGGAGAGACAGCUGCCGCACAAACAAAUGUUCCAGAAUCAACAGGUCCUCAGGUGGAAGAUGGCUAUGCACUUAUCGGAGGCCUUAAGGUACAGAUUGUGGACAAUCUUUUCCGUUGUCCUGAUGAGGGAUGUUCCAAAAAUUUCCGCAAAGAAAAUCAUCUACAGAUUCAUGUCAAACAUUAUCAUUUGAAUUUGGCCAAACUCCUUGGUUCCUGUCCCAAAAUGCAGGAAUUGGCUGAAAAACGUACACGCCCCACAGACCAUGAUGCCGCUGAACCUACACCAAGGAAUCAAAUACCCAAUCAACAAUUCUUUGCCAAAUUACAUCAACAAGAUUUAGAACAAACCCGUGCUCAUCGCAGAAGUAUUGGAGUAGUGAAGCCGCAAAAUAUGGAGGCAACUGAAAAUGUUGAAAAUCAGGUCAAAACUGAACCAGGAGAUCAGGUCACAACAGAAGCAAAUACCAGCACAUCGGCAGCCAACAAUUCUACCUUGGAGAGUUCAUUUGCCUCAACUACAGCAGAUGAUUCUUUGGGUAAUGUCGAGGCGAUGGCAGAUGCUCCACCUCUUUCCAAGAAAUCAAGAUUUUCACCAUCGAAGCGUACUCCCGGGGCGAGGAAAAGUAAUCGUCAACGUACCACAAGGAAAUAUUUGACGGCGGCCCAAGCCACAGCUAGCCGGUCAAUGCAGCAAAACACUAGCCACACUUCCUCGACGGGAGUACCACCAACUACAGGGGAUUCCAGUUUUAGUGGUGUGGCAGAUUUUGAGGAAACUCGCCACUCAUUCAAUGCCACUCCAGAAAUAAACAAAGACAACAAAAAACGAAAACCCAAUGUGGGCAAUACACCCCUUAGCAGUGUGGAAUCUCCCAUUACAGCCGAUUCGGGAUCAAGCUCUCUUCAGCCAAUGUCCAAUAACGAUGCGGCGGAAAAUGCCACACAACAAUAUAUCAAAGAAAACGGGGAAAUCAUCAAAAUUGUACGCAUGCGUCAAGAGGAAAUUAUCAAUUGUCUGUGUAAAUAUAUGGAAGAGGAUGGUUUAAUGAUUCAGUGUGAGCUAUGCUUGUGCUGGCAACAUGGCCAAUGUCAUGGCAUUGAAAAUGAAUCACAAGUACCAGAUAAAUAUGUCUGCUAUACGUGUCGUAAUCCUGAAAAGGGACGUUAUUCAAUGCAAUUUAAACAUGAUCAAGAUUGGUUAUAUGAGGGUAAAUUACCUGCGGCCAAUUAUCACACACAAAAUCAAACGUUGCUGAAUAAGCGGGCAGAUUAUCUCAAACGUACCCAUGUUUUGACGGGUAACCUUUUGGAACUAAAGAAUUUCAUGCAUUCCCUGAAAGUCAAAAUCAACAUUGCCAACAAUAAAUGUCAUCCUAAAUUGUAUUUGUGGGCCACAAAAUGGGAUGAUGAUUUAGAGAUGAAAGAGGAAAUAAAAAGCGAGGAGGAUUCCGAGAAGAAAUUCGAUACUGAUAAUAAACUCUGCUUAACUCCCAACUCGAAGAAGAUUAAAACUGAGCCAAUGACGCCAGUCAAACCCCCUAUACCCAAUAUACCACAACCUGAGGCUCCCAUUGAUGGUGGUGAAUGUCAACAACGUUUGCAGGAACACAUUAAAAUACAACAAACUUUGGCAAUGCAACGUCUUAGUGAUAUUGAAUCUGCCAUAGAUGCCUUGGAACAGGAAGAUGAUUUACCUGACCUGCAUGAUGCCGACUUGGGUACCACCAAAGAUGUUUUGGCCACCUUUAUAAAAGAUCUGGAUACCAUGAAACAAAUUGCCAAAUUGAAUGCAUUGGAACACACGAAAAUUGCUCUGAAGAAUGCGGUGCCAGCAGUUUAAGUGGUUUAGAAUUUUAUUAUUUUUUUAAAUACGUUAUGUAUUUUAUUACGUAUAUUUUAACAACAAUUUGUUUUAUUUUGUUUAAAAAAAAUUGCUUUUUAAAAGGCAAAUUUUAGGUUACUAGUUUUUAGAGCUUGUUUGAAUAAAAAAUGGAUAAUGAAUGUCACACAAAA
This is a messenger RNA of Musca domestica (house fly), 4094 nucleotides long. RefSeq lists its product as uncharacterized. The transcript is spliced from 6 exons. Gene Ontology annotation, cellular component: NSL complex. Gene Ontology annotation, molecular function: DNA binding. Gene Ontology annotation, biological process: regulation of transcription by RNA polymerase II. Bases 283 to 3921 code for a protein of 1212 amino acids. The record is from RefSeq and is a predicted model, not a curated record. Lineage: Eukaryota; Metazoa; Arthropoda; Insecta; Diptera; Muscidae.